Cryptococcus amylolentus CBS 6039 is the source of this 1015-nucleotide messenger RNA. RefSeq lists its product as hypothetical. NCBI's taxonomy places the organism in Eukaryota, Fungi, Basidiomycota, Tremellomycetes, Tremellales, Cryptococcaceae. The record is from RefSeq and is a predicted model, not a curated record. The coding region runs from base 144 to 737 and encodes 197 amino acids. The transcript has 4 exons.
CGCGUCUUGUGACUGGGCUCUGCGACAGUGACGACGGCCUAUCAGGGUACAGCUCGCUAUAUAUAUCGCGCAAGACCCCCCCCUUGCUCUUCCCUUGCUCUUCCGUAUUUCCAUCUUCUACCGCACACACCGAAGCAUCCAUCAUGACCAGAACCGAACGCGACACCUACCCCGCCGCUGUCCAGAAGGACAAGCACUCCCGCUCCGGCCUCACCAAGACCGAACUCGCCCACAAGUCUGGCGCCGGCAGACACAACUGGGGUUCCCUCCGCACCAAGGGCGACGACGAGUCCUUUGGCCGCCAGGACGGCGACCUCGAAGUCCUCGACGAGCCCAUCCCCGACGAGGCCACCGACAUCUUUGACUUCGAGUCGGAGGGCGAUGACUUCCCAGUCGGCCGAAAUCUGACCAGCGAUGCUGGGAACGACUUUAAGGGGUUGAACAUUCAGCAGAGGGACGCAAAGUUUGAGUCUCAAGGCGUCGCGACGUCGCCUACCGAGAGCACUGGUAGCUUCGACUCUGUUGACAGGCCCGACCUCGGUAGGAGGGGCAGCUCUGUCACUGACCAAGAGCGUGAGAGGGCCCGCCACUUUAGGGAAGGCGUGCUUCACAAGAAGGCUGGUCGAGGAAUCGACCUCGCCGAUAUUGCCAAGACGUCUUACGGUAUCGCCCAGUCGGCCCCUACCAACAGCUACAUCGGCACCAGCCCCUCCAGUGGAUUCCAUCUCUCCAAAUAACCCAUCAUUGUAUACCCCGUCGAACGCCAUCGACCAUUCAUCGGCAUUGUGCAUUGAAGCUCGUACUGUUGUGUUUCUCUUGUGUUGAAGUCUUCAAAAGAAAAGGAAAAGAGUUGUAGGAUAGGAGAAAGUCAACAAGAAGCUGUAAACUAGAAAACCCAUAUCAUGCAACUGGUCCAGGAGUUUUAUUUCUACAGCACAGCAAGACAACAGCAACGUCAUCAUAUCAAGCACCCUGCCCUGUCGGAUCAUGCACAAACAGCCGACUCAACCUCGUC